UUCCAACCUCAUAGGAUGUCAUCGUUUCCGCCUCCUCCCCCUGGGCAGCCUCGGGUGGAACUGUCACCUGAGGCGUUAUCACAAAAGUCUCACAAAUGGGUCCAGAUGCAGAACAAACGUUAUGGCGAAAAGCGAAAAGCUGGAUUCAUCGACGUUGGGAAGCAGGAAUUACCCCCUGAGCACGUACGGAAGAUAAUAAAGGAUCACGGUGACAUGAGCAAUCGCAAAUUCAGAAAUGACAAGCGUGUCCAUCUCGGGGCACUGAAAUAUGUCCCUCACGCGGUGCUUAAACUACUCGAAAAUAUUCCGUUUCCUUGGGAGCAAGUCCGUGAAGUCCCUGUCCUCUAUCACAUCACCGGCGCUAUUACUUUCGUCAAUGAAAUCCCCCGAGUGGUUGAACCAAUUUAUCAUGCGCAAUGGAGUUCCAUGUGGAUUGCGAUGCGUCGCGAGAAGCGGGACCGUCGCCACUUCAAGCGCAUGCGCUUCCCUCCAUUUGAUGAUGAGGAGCCUCCUCUUGACUAUGGUGACAACAUCCUUGACGUGGAGCCCCUCGAAGCUAUUCAGCUUGAAUUAGAUGAGGAAGAAGAUGUUCCGAUCUUCGAUUGGUUUUAUGAUCCAAAACCGCUUAUUGAUACGCCCGCUGUGAAUGGAUCCUCCUACAGAUACUGGUCUCUCUCCCUCCCUGUCAUGGCCAAUCUGUACAGACUUGGUCGCACUUUGCUGUCAGAUCAUACAGACAGCAAUGUCAGUUAUCUCUUUGACAAGAAAUCAUUUUUUACAGCGAAGGCUCUGAACAUGGCCAUACCUGGCGGUCCGAAGUUUGAACCCUUAUAUCGCGACAUGGAUGCCUUUGAUGAAGAUUGGAACGAGUUUAAUGACAUCAAUAAAAUCAUCAUUCGCCAGCAAAUCCGCACGGAGUAUAAGGUGGCUUUCCCUCACCUUUACAACUCUCUCCCUCGUUCCGUCAGUAUCUCGCCCUACCACGUUCCUAAGAACGUGUAUAUCCGCACUGAGAAUCCUGAUCUGCCGGCCUUCUACUUUGACCCCCUCAUUCAUCCCAUUUCGUCCCGUGCCUUCGCCGCCAAGCUUGAGCCUUUGAUUUCUCACGAGGACGCCGUGUUUGGCCCCAACAAUGAUGCUGACAUGUUUGAACUUCCUGAUGACAUCAGCCCUUUCUUUGCGGAUAAGGAGCUCGAGAAUGAGCACACCGCUGAUGCUAUUGCCCUUUGGUGGGCUCCUGCUCCGUAUCAGCAUCGUAGUGGGCGGAUGCGCCGAGCCGAAGAUGUACCGCUCGUUAAGAACUGGUACCUGGAGCACUGCCCUCCGAACCAGCCUACUAAGGUUCGCGUUUCGUACCAGAAGUUGCUCAAGUGUUUCGUCUUGAACGAGCUACAUCGUCGCCCAGCCAAGUCUGUCACUAAGCGUGACUUGUUCAAGCAACUCAAAGCCACAAAGUUCUUCCAGACCACUAGGUUGGACUGGGUGGAGGCCGGCCUUCAGGUUUGCCGUCAGGGCUACAAUAUGUUGAAUUUACUGAUCCACCGCAAAAACCUGAAUUAUUUGCACCUGGAUUAUAACAUGAACUUGAAGCCUGUGAAGACCUUGACAACGAAAGAGCGCAAGAAGUCUCGUUUCGGCAACGCAUUCCAUCUGUGCAGGGAAAUACUCCGACUCACAAAGUUAGUUGUCGAUGCUCAUGUUCAGUAUCGUUUGGGCAAUGUCGAUGCAUUUCAAUUGGCGGAUGCGCUUCAGUAUAUCUUUGCCCAUAUUGGUGCCUUAACUGGAAUGUACAGGUACAAGUACAAGUUGAUGCGUCAAGUGCGCAUGACGAAAGAUUUAAAGCAUUUGAUCUACUAUCGAUUUAACACCGGGCCCGUCGGCAAAGGCCCGGGGUGUGGUUUCUGGGCCCCGGGGUGGCGUGUAUGGUUGUUUUUCAUGCGCGGUAUUGUUCCACUCCUCGAGCGAUGGCUUGGUAACUUGCUUGCUCGCCAGUUUGAAGGACGAAAUAGCAAAGGCGUCGCAAAGACCGUCACAAAGCAGCGUGUCGAGUCGCAUUUUGACCUCGAGCUUCGAGCCGCUGUAAUGCACGAUAUCCUGGAUAUGAUGCCUGAAUCCAUAAAACAAAACAAGGCGAAGACAAUUUUGCAGCAUCUGUCGGAAGCUUGGCGAUGCUGGAAGGCCAAUAUCCCAUGGAAGGUUCCAGGGAUGCCCACUGCCAUCGAGAACAUCAUUUUGCGUUACAUCAAGAGCAAAGCUGACUGGUGGACUUCGGUUGCACACUACAACCGUGAGCGCAUCCGCCGUGGAGCCACCGUAGAUAAGGCUGUUGUUAAGAAGAACUUGGGUCGUCUCACGCGUCUGUACCUCAAAGCCGAACAGGAGCGUCAGCAUGCAUACUUGAAGGAUGGGCCGUACGUCAGCGCAGAAGAAGCCGUUGCGAUUUACACCACUACUGUUCAUUGGCUUGAAAGUCGUAAAUUUGCCCCAAUACCUUUCCCACCUUUGUCAUACAAACAUGACACGAAGCUACUAGUACUUGCUCUCGAAAAGCUAAAGGAAGCGUACAGUGUGAAGGGCCGUUUGAAUCAGUCGCAGCGCGAGGAGCUAGCGCUGAUCGAGCAAGCAUACGACAAUCCUCACGAGUGUCUAUCUCGCAUCAAACGACUCCUGCUUACUCAGCGAGCUUUCAAGGAAUCUGGAAUUGAGUUCUUCGAUACGUAUGAUAAACUAAUUCCGUGCUACGACAUUGAGCCAGUCGAGAAGAUCACUGAUGCCUACCUUGAUCAGUUCCUCUUCUUCGAGGCGGACAAACGUGGACUGUUUCCCGCUUGGAUCAAGCCAGCCGACACUGAGCCUCCACCGUUGCUAGUGUACAAGUGGUGCCAAGGCAUCAAUAACUUGACUGACAUCUGGGAGACAAGCGAAGGCGAAUGCAACGUGAUGAUGGAGACAGUAUUAUCGAAAGUUUAUGAGAAAAUCGAUCUGACCUUGCUCAAUCGUCUGCUUCGAUUAAUUCUGGAUCACAAUCUAGCAGACUAUAUCACCGCAAAGAACAACACCGUUCUUACAUACAAGGAUAUGGCGCAUACUAACGCCUUCGGUCUUAUUCGUGGCCUUCAGUUCUCGGCGUUUGUCUUCCAGUAUUAUGGACUUGUUCUGGAUCUCCUUAUCCUUGGUCUUCAACGUGCCAGUGAGAUGGCGGGGCCUCCUCAGCUUCCGAAUAACUUCCUUCAGUACCGCGACAGUGCAACAGAAACUAGGCAUCCUAUUCGCUUGUAUUCUCGAUAUGUGGAUCGUCUGCAUAUUUUGUUCCGCUUUACCGCGGACGAAGCCAGGGACCUGAUCCAGAGGUACCUCAGUGCUAAUCCUGAUCCGACCAACAACAACGUUAUUGGCUACAAUAAUAAGCGUUGCUGGCCUCGUGACUGUCGUAUGCGCUUGAUUAAACACGAUGUUAACCUCGGACGCGCCGUGUUCUGGAAUGUCAAGCAGAGCCUGCCUCGAUCACUUACCACUAUUGAAUGGGAUGACACCUUCGUCAGUGUUUACUCGAAGCAUAAUCCCCAACUUCUGUUUUCUAUGUCUGGCUUCGAAGUUCGAAUAUUGCCCAAGAUUCGUACCAUGAAUGGGGAGCAGUUCUCACUCAAGGAUGGGGUCUGGAAUUUGACAAACGAGCAGACUAAGGAACGCACGGCGCAGGCCUUUUUACGGGUUUCCGAUGAAGGCAUCCAACAGUUCAAUAAUCGUAUCCGCCAAGUUUUAAUGAGCUCUGGAUCUACUACGUUCUCGAAGAUCGUGAACAAAUGGAACACGGCUCUCAUCGGACUCAUGACAUACUACCGCGAGGCUGUGGUGCACACGAACGAACUUCUGGAUGCCCUCGUCAAGGCUGAGAACAAGAUUCAGACGCGUGUCAAAAUUGGUCUCAACAGCAAAAUGCCUUCCCGUUUCCCUCCUGUUGUAUUUUACACUCCAAAGGAACUUGGAGGCUUGGGCAUGUUGUCGAUGGGUCAUGUCCUCAUUCCCCAGAGCGAUCUUCGAUGGUCAAAGCAAACAGACGUUGGAGUGACGCACUUUAGAUCUGGUAUGAGCCAUGAGGAAGAUCAGCUCAUACCCAAUCUAUACCGCUAUCUUCAGCCAUGGGAGGCCGAGUUUAUGGACUCGGCUCGGGUUUGGUCGGAGUAUUCAAUGAAGCGGAAAGAAGCGAACGCACAGAAUCGCCGUUUGACUCUCGAGGAUCUUGAGGAUAGUUGGGAUCGUGGGAUACCCCGAAUCAAUACCCUCUUCCAAAAGGAUCGUCACACCCUCGCUUACGACAAGGGGUGGCGGGUUAGAACAGAUUGGAAACAAUAUCAAUUGCUAAAGCACAAUCCGUUCUGGUGGACAUCGCAGCGACAUGACGGAAAGCUAUGGCAGCUGAACAACUAUCGAGUCGAUGUCAUAGCGGCGUUAGGUGGUGUGGAAGGCAUUCUGGAACACACCCUAUUCAAAGGGACAUACUUCCCUACCUGGGAAGGCCUUUUCUGGGAGAAAGCGUCUGGUUUCGAAGAAUCGAUGAGAUACAAAAAAUUGACGAACGCCCAACGCUCCGGAUUAAACCAAAUCCCCAAUCGUCGUUUCACCUUGUGGUGGAGUCCUACCAUCAACCGCGCAAACGUCUAUGUUGGUUUCCAGGUGCAGCUCGACCUGACUGGCAUUUUUAUGCACGGAAAGAUCCCUACGUUAAAGAUCAGUUUGAUUCAAAUCUUCCGCGCCCACUUGUGGCAAAAAAUUCACGAAAGUGUUGUAAUGGAUCUUUGUCAAGUUUUCGAUCAGGAACUCGAGGCUCUUCAGAUUGAGACUGUCCAGAAGGAAACUAUUCACCCGAGAAAAAGUUACAAGAUGAACUCCUCUUGCGCAGAUAUUCUUCUAUUCUCAGCUUACAAGUGGAACAUCGCUCGACCAUCACUAGUGUCAGAUAACAAAGAUGUCUUGGAUGGAACGACGAGUAACAAGUACUGGAUCGAUGUGCAGUUACGUUGGGGGGACUUCGACACACACGAUGUUGAACGUUACACUCGUGCUAAGUUCCUCGACUACGUCUCAGAUUCCAUGAGCAUCUAUCCUUCACCUACCGGUGUGAUGAUCGGUAUGGACCUGGCUUACAACAUCUGGUCUGCGUACGGAAAUUGGUUCCCGGGGAUGAAGCCAUUGAUUCAGCAGGCUAUGGCUAAGAUUGUCAAGGCUAACCCAGCCCUACACGUCUUACGUGAGCGUAUACGCAAGGGCCUCCAGCUAUACUCUUCGGAACCCACCGAGCCAUAUCUGAACAGCCAGAAUUAUUCGGAGCUUUUCUCCAAUCAGAUUAUCUGGUUCGUGGACGACACAAAUGUGUAUCGUGUAACGAUAUGGCGCUAUCUUUAUUUUCAAUCCCCGAUCCGGUCAGCUGUUCUUGAAGGUCAUCCAUACAGUGUUUGGGCCGGUCAAAAGCGUCUCGGACAGCUUGCGAAAUGGAAGACAGCAGAAGAAGUAGCUGCUUUGGUCCGUUCGCUUCCGGUCGAAGAACAGCCGAAGCAGGUGAUUGUCACUCGAAAGGGCAUGUUGGAUCCACUCGAGGUUCACUUGCUUGAUUUCCCCAACAUUGUUAUCAAAGGAAGUGAGCUUCAGCUUCCGUUCCAAGCUUGCAUGAAAAUGGAGAAGUUCGGUGACUUGAUCCUGCGCGCCACUCAACCCCAAAUGGUGCUGUUCAACCUCUACGACGACUGGCUCAAAUCUAUCUCGAGUUACACUGCAUUCUCGCGUCUUAUUCUCCUGCUUCGUGGUUUGCAUGUGAACAACGAGAAAGCUAAGAUCAUUCUCCGACCCGACAAAAACACCAUCACCGAACCACAUUUUGUGUGGCCGUCGCUUUCUGAUGAAGAGUGGAUCAAAGUUGAGGUGGCGCUUAAAGAUCUCAUCCUUGCGGACUUCGGCAAGCGCAAUAGCGUAAAUAUCGCUUCGCUGACGUCCAGUGAAAUUCGCGAUAUUAUUCUUGGUCAAGAAAUUGCCGCGCCGUCCAUCCAACGACAGCAAAUGGCAGAGCUUGAGAAAUCGACUGAAGCGCAGAGCCAGGUCACCGCUGUUACUACCCGGACAACGAAUAUUCAUGGUGAUACCAUGGAUGUUGUUACCACCACGAACUACGGGCAGCAGGUCUUCAGCAGCAAAUCAGACUGGCGCGUCCGUGCCAUUUCUGCCACCCACCUUCCACUCCGUCUACAGCACAUCUACGUUUCGAAUGAUGAUGUGAAGGACGACGCCACCUCUUACACUUAUAUCAUCCCUAAGAAUAUCAUCCGCUCUUUUAUCAUCAGUGCUGAUCUGCGAACCCAAGUUGCCGCGUUCCUAUACGGGGUUUCGCCUCCCGACAACAAGCAAGUCAAAGAGAUACGGGCCCUCGCAUUCGUUCCUCAGCGUGGCAACAACAACAAUGUUGAGCUGCCUUCGCAGCUUCCGAGGGAUGAUUUCCUUUUAAAGGACUUGGAGCCUCUGGGUUGGAUUAAGACCCAAGGAUUGGACCUGCCCCAUCUAACGCCAUUGGAUGUUACGACUCAAGCGAAGAUAAUGGCAGAUCAUUCAGAAUGGGGGCCCAACUCAAUCUGUAUCGCUUGUGCCUUCACACCUGGUUCCAUCUCUCUGUCGGCACAUUGCCUGACAAUUCCGGGCUUUGAAUGGGGAAGAAAGAAUCAGGAUAACUCUCCUAAUCCACCGGGUUUUAACCCGAACAUGUCCGAACGCGUCCAACUGUUGCUGUCGGAUAGGAUCCUCGGUAUGACACUCGUUCCAGAGGGCAAGUUGUGGAAUUACGGUGUCGGGCUGACACAGCUUUGGUCACCAAAUAUGCCCUACUCGGUGAUCCUCGACACUCCCAUCCCUUUCUGGGCUGAACAACAUCGACCAUCUGCUUUCCUUUCUUUCGCCAACCUUGAAACAGGGGAUGACAGCGCCGACGUUGAGAACAGCUUAGCUUGAUCACCUACCUUGGUUCCUUAUGUAGUUGCUUCACACUAAUUGUAUUUAUGUCAUUCCUGCUCCCAACCUCGUUGUGUACUUUGUACCAUCACGACAAAGGCAUUGUUGCAAAGUCACGGAACUCAACCUGCAUGCGGAUAUUUGCCUGGCCUCCACCUGAUUAUAUAAGACCGGUGACAAUAGCCGGAAUAUGGUUACGUCCAAUCCAUAGUUCG
This is a messenger RNA of Cantharellus anzutake, 7205 nucleotides long. Its product is annotated as pre-mRNA-processing-splicing factor. The coding region runs from base 16 to 6990 and encodes 2324 amino acids. Gene Ontology annotation, biological process: mRNA splicing, via spliceosome; spliceosomal tri-snRNP complex assembly. The transcript is spliced from 43 exons. Gene Ontology annotation, cellular component: U5 snRNP; catalytic step 2 spliceosome. The record is from RefSeq and is a predicted model, not a curated record. NCBI's taxonomy places the organism in Eukaryota, Fungi, Basidiomycota, Agaricomycetes, Cantharellales, Hydnaceae. Gene Ontology annotation, molecular function: metallopeptidase activity; U5 snRNA binding; U1 snRNA binding.